UUCAAGAACUGUAACAACAAGAAUUUCAUAACUCUUUGUAGAAUAUGUCAAAUUUAAAUAUUUUUUGGAUCUUUAAAGAAAGCUUCAUUUUUUACUUACAAGCAGAGCUGUACUCCUGCAUGCCAGAAACAAAAUAAAUUCUUAUUACUUUUUCAUUUCUUUAAGGUUACAUUGUAAAAAUAAUAUUUCAAAGGUUGGAGUAAUCUUCACAUGAGAAACUUCUAUAUAACUAUUUUCUUAAUGCAUAAGCUUAUCAAAAAGCAGUAAGUACACAAUCUAAAUUAGUACAAUUAUCAGUGAUUGUUUUUUAGUUUUAGAAAUUGCAACAAUGUGUCUGUAUGAUUCUGUUUCAAAAGUUUAUAUUGUACUCUUUUCAAAUUACUGUGUUCAAAAGAAAAACAAUUUCAAAAAUAUUUGAACAAUUUUACUUUUUUUUUGAUAUUAUUGUGCACAUUUGCUGUUUCACAAACUGAUGAAGACAAAAUACUGGAGAAGCAUAAAGAUAUGUUUGUAUUGUUUAGGAUAUCUUACCUUAAAUGUUAUUGUGUAACUUAUGAGCAUGUUGAAAGCACAGAUUAUACUAAUGUGUUGUGAAUAUUACAGUAUAUCUAUUAAAAGAACAUAUAAUAAAUAGUACAUUAUUCAAAUUUCAAUACAAUUAUUUAGAAGCAUUGAUAUAAAUACUGUGGUCAGGAGGACUGUAAAUUAAUAGCAAAUAUCUAACAUUUUUUCCUAGAAAAAUGUAUAUUACACUGAAUGAAAAAGCCAAGAAUAUGCUUGUGAUGAGUUCUCAGAGUUUAAAAAGUUCUGAAAAUAAUACCUUUGUUCGUCCAGAAAUGUUUUAUAUAAGAGGCUUAAAGGAAAUGUCCUUUGCUAACUGUUUUUAUAUUUUUUUAUUUAUUAUGUAUAUUUUUGCACUUUUUUCAAAUAUAUUUGUCAUUAUAUUAAUAUAUUUAGAUCAAAGUCUUCACAAUCCAAAAUAUCUUGCUGUUGUUCACUUGGCCUUAGUCGAUUUAGGCACAACUACAGCUGUCAUUCCUAAACUGAUAGAAAUGUUUCUUUUUAACUCCAGUUUUAUUUCAUAUGAAGCGUGUUUAGCUGAUAUGUUUUUUGUUCAUUUCUUUAACGCAAUGCAGUCACUUUCACUGUUAAUAUUAGCUUAUGACCGCUUUCUUGCCAUAUGCUUCCCUCUUCAAUAUCACAGCAUUAAUACUAACAGCAGGAUGGUAGGAAUCAUAGUGUCACUCUGGAUGUUUGCUGCAAUCAAUUUAUCCAUUACUGUGCUUCUAAUCACAAGACUCAGCUUCUGCCAGUCCACGGUGGUAAACAGUUAUUUUUGUGAUCAUGGACCCGUGUACUUCUUAGCCUGCAAUGACAUUUACCCAAACGAAACGAUUGGUUGGUUCGAUACAGUUGUGUUUCUUGUAAUACCAUUAUGCCUCAUUCUCUGUUCUUAUAUAUUCAUUGGUGUUACACUGUUUAAAAUGACAUCAACUGAUGGAAAGCAAAAAGCACUAAAAACCUGCAUUUCACACAUUAUCUUAGUUAUAAUAUUUUAUGUUCCCCUGACUCUUACGUAUAUUUUGGCACAGUUUAUUGAUUCCAAUAUAAGAAUUCUUAAUAACUCUCUGUCUGCUACAAUUCCAUCAAUGCUGAACCCCAUUAUUUACACACUAAAAACUGAUGAGAUGAAGACAGCUAUGAAGAAAGUAGUUAAAAUCAAAUUUCUGGCAUAGUAAUUGUGUUAUUACAUUACAGAGUAUAAGAUAAUUACAAGUUAUAACUAAUAAAGUAAAUUCAAAUGUAUCUGUGCAGAUGUCAUUGUUUUGUUGACUAAGUUUUUGUAUUUGAUUAAAUAAUCACUUAUUUUAAGAACUGUUUUUUUCCUUGUGAACAGUUUUGUAAUUUUGUAGCCUUUGUCAUAGACUAGUAGAUUAAAUAAGCAUUACUUCAUUGAUUGUAUGAACAGUGGAAAUUUGAGUGCUUUUUUCUUAAAUGUUAAAAUUAAGAAUGUAAAAUUAAGAAUGUUUCCCUUUGUACAUAAAUGUAUUUUAUCUCUUUGUUUUGAUACAAGAAGCAUUUAUUAGAUAUUCAACAUAUUUUUCAUGAAGGAAAAAUUAAAUUUUGAAGUUAACAUUUUAUUAACAAAUGGAUAAAACAUCACAAAUUAAAUUUGCAACAUUAAAAAAGGCUGAAUUCAUUUUUUUACUUGAUGUGUACUUUAUCUCCAAGUCUUGAGUACCGCACAAAAUUACAAAUAUAGUUAAACCAUUACACAAAAUGCAGAAAAAAUAAAUGCAGUAUUUAUGUGGAACCUAACUCUCUUUCAGACAAACAGAGAACACCAGAAUAAUUAAAAUAUUCAUUGUUUUUGGAUAAAUUUAUUUAACUUUUUUCCCAUUAUGUAAAUGAAGAUGUAAAUAAAUUCCACUGUUUUUUAAAAAACUGCAGCAUUCAUUCUGAUGGUACAUGGUC
This is a messenger RNA of Erpetoichthys calabaricus (reedfish), 2475 nucleotides long. RefSeq names its product olfactory receptor 1496-like. The coding region runs from base 741 to 1736 and encodes 331 amino acids. NCBI's taxonomy places the organism in Eukaryota, Metazoa, Chordata, Cladistia, Polypteriformes, Polypteridae. Gene Ontology annotation, biological process: G protein-coupled receptor signaling pathway. The record is from RefSeq and is a predicted model, not a curated record. Gene Ontology annotation, cellular component: membrane. Gene Ontology annotation, molecular function: olfactory receptor activity; G protein-coupled receptor activity. The transcript has a single exon.